CACAUCAGAGACAGUUUCCAAAUGGAGAAUCCCCAUAACCAUGGAUUUCAAAGCAGAGCUCAACACACAAGUAGCAGAAGAAGAUGAUAGUUACUAUGCUGAGAUUAGGAAACAAAUCAUUCUACUUUUGACAACAUACGAUGACGACGAAGACGUCGAACGACCUCCCAAAACUGCAGCAAAACGAGGUGCAGAACAAAGCGGUCGUUGUCACCCACAGGCAGAGAGAAACUUGAGUUGGUGUCUAAAUGGGAAUGAUUUAGAAGAACCUGUUUGGCAUGUCAAUUCAUGGGAGAAUGGGAAUGGAACAGGAGUUUUCAUCCCUCAAGCAGUCCAAUUCAAAAGAUACAGUAUUUUCAGAAGGAUGAGAAAGCAUGAGAGAAAAGAAAAACACAGACUAAACAGACAAGACCAAGGAUCAUCCAUGUUUUCAGGAGGCUAAAUUGCAAAAAGAACUUCCC
This is a messenger RNA of Cucurbita maxima (winter squash), 461 nucleotides long. RefSeq lists its product as uncharacterized. The coding region runs from base 41 to 442 and encodes 133 amino acids. The transcript is spliced from 3 exons. The record is from RefSeq and is a predicted model, not a curated record. NCBI's taxonomy places the organism in Eukaryota, Viridiplantae, Streptophyta, Magnoliopsida, Cucurbitales, Cucurbitaceae.